AUGAUCUCCCCAAUCAUACAAGCCGUCCUCGCAUGCGGAGCGACGUGGUUCCUGUGGACGAUCUUUCGUAGGUUUGUAGUGAAGAGCGAUCUCGACAACCUACCGGGUCCGUCGUCGUCUUCCUACCUCUAUGGUCACAUGAAGCAGUUGUACAGCAAGCAGAGCUUCGGCUUCCACCGGAGCCUAGGUGACAAGUAUGGUCCGGUCGUGCGUUUGCGCGGUACUCUCGGGAGCAACGUGUUGUAUAUUUUCGACCCGAAGGCGAUGCAUCACAUCGUUAUCAAGGACCAAGAAAUCUUCCAAGAAGCGACGUGGUUCAGUAGAUUGAACUAUUACACUCUUGGCCUCGGUCUGUUUACCACUCUCGGCGACCACCACCGCAAGCAGCGCAAGAUGCUGAACCCCGUCUUUUCGGUCAACCAUAUGCGCCAUAUGACCCCAAUCUUCUACGAGGUCUCGCACAAGCUCCGGACGGCGGUCCAAUCGCGCGUGCAUGAUGCGCGUCCAACCGAGAUAGACAUGGUGAGCUGGAUGGGCCGCACCGCGCUGGAGCUCAUGGGUCAGGCUGGCUUGGGCUACUCGUUUGACCCGCUUGUCGGCGAUGCCGCAGACGAUUACGGCGCGGCGAUAAAGGACCUCAUGCCGUCCUUGGCGGCGUCUGGCGGGAUGCAUCGCUACGUCCCGCACUUCGAGGCAGUUGUGCCCAAGAACUUGCGCCGCACCGUCGCAGAGCUCAUCCCGGCCCCGCCGCUGCACAGGAUCAUGCGCACCACCGACACUCUCCGGACCCGCUCGGGUGAGAUCUUCCAACUGAAGAAGCAGGCAAUUCUUGCUGGCGACGAGGCCUUGAAGGCACAGGUUGGAGAAGGCAAAGAUUUGAUCAGCAUUCUACUCAAGGCUAACAUGGAGGCGUCCGAAGAGGACAAAGUGCCCGAGGAGGAGAUUGUCAGCCAGAUGUCCACGCUUACGUUCGCCGCUAUGGACACCACCUCGAAUGCGCUCUCCCUGAUUUUAUGGCGUCUUGCCAAGAACCCUGCGGCACAGGACAGGCUUCGCAAGGAGGUACUCGACGCACAGGCCGCGCACGGCGGAGGUGAUAUCGGGUACGACGACCUGGUGGCAUUGCCCUACAUGGACGCCGUGUGUCGCGAGACUCUGCGCUGCCACACCCCCGCGCCUUACCGCUUCCGCGAGGCGCGCAAAGACGUCGUGCUCCCGCUCUCGGUGCCCGUACGUGGCAAGGAUGGACGCAUGAUGCACGAGAUCUUCGUCCCGAAAGACACGUCCGUUUUCGUCGGCAUCAACGCUUCUAACACGAACACCGCGCUUUGGGGCGCGGAUGCGUACGAAUGGAAGCCCGAGCGCUGGCUGAAGCCACUCCCCGAUGCGGUGCUCGAGGCUAAGAUCCCUGGCGUGUACGCUAACCUUAUGACGUUCUGGGGUGGCGGACGCGCGUGCAUCGGCUUCAAAUUCUCGCAGCUCGAGAUGAAGGUCGUCCUCGCCGUGCUCAUCUCGACGUUCACCUUCGAGCUCACGGAGAAGCGCAUCUACUGGAACAUGGCCGAGGUGCAGUACCCCUCUGCAGACCCGCGGGGCGAACAUCCAGAGCUUCCCCUGAAGGUCGGGUUGGUUAAACGCGAGGCUAUGCAGGCUUGA
This is a messenger RNA of Trametes versicolor FP-101664 SS1, 1656 nucleotides long. RefSeq names its product cytochrome P450. Bases 1 to 1656 code for a protein of 551 amino acids. NCBI's taxonomy places the organism in Eukaryota, Fungi, Basidiomycota, Agaricomycetes, Polyporales, Polyporaceae. The record is from RefSeq and is a predicted model, not a curated record. Gene Ontology annotation, molecular function: heme binding; monooxygenase activity; iron ion binding. The transcript is spliced from 14 exons.